AUGGCGCAGCCACGACUCGUCUCUCUCGCCUUCUUCGUCGCCGUCCUGAUCUCAGGCGCCCACUCCACCACCUUUAACUUCAAGAACAACUGCUCCGACCCUGUUUGGCCUGCCUCGCUGAACAAUUCCGGCAAAGGUGCUCUUUCCCAGACCGGAUUCCAGCUGGACAGUGGCGCCUCGUUUUCGCUGGAUGCGCCACCCGCAUGGGGAGGCCGGCUGUGGGCUCGGCACAAAUGUUCCACCGACUCGUCCGGUAGAUUCUCGUGCCUCUCCGGGGACUGCGGCACUGGGCAUGUGGCGUGCAAUGGGGCUGGAGGAGCGUCGCCGACCACGCUCGUCGAGUUCACCCUGCAGGGCGACGGAGGCAAGGAUUUCUACGACGUGAGCUGCGUCAACGGCUUCAACGUGCCGGUGGCGUGCAAUGGGGCGGGAGGAGCGCUGCCGACCACACUCGUCGAGUACACCCUACAGGGCGACGGAGGCAAGGAUUUCUACGACAUGAGCUGCGGCGAUGGCUUCAACGUGCCGGUGUCGGUCAUUCCCAGCGGGGGGUCGAACUGCAACAGCACGACGUGCCGGACGAACAUCAAUGCACGGUGCCCCACGGAGUUGCAGAUGCUGGCGUCGGACGAGAGCGUGGUGGGGUGCAAGAGCGCAUGCUUAGCCUUCGACACGGACGAGUAUUGCUGCAGGGGUCAGUACGGUAUCCUGGACACAUGGAAGCCCACCAGCUACUCCAAGAUGUUCAAGGAUGCGUGUCCUCAAGCUUAUAGUUAUGCUUAUGAUGACAAGAGCAGCACCUUCACCUGCGUGGGGGCUAAUUACGAUAUCACCUACUGCCCUUGA
This is a messenger RNA of Musa acuminata AAA Group (dessert banana), 846 nucleotides long. Its product is annotated as thaumatin-like protein 1. Gene Ontology annotation, cellular component: extracellular region. The record is from RefSeq and is a predicted model, not a curated record. The transcript is spliced from 3 exons. Bases 1 to 846 code for a protein of 281 amino acids. Gene Ontology annotation, biological process: defense response. Lineage: Eukaryota; Viridiplantae; Streptophyta; Magnoliopsida; Zingiberales; Musaceae.